Molecule: messenger RNA, 580 nt
Organism: Telopea speciosissima
Lineage: Eukaryota; Viridiplantae; Streptophyta; Magnoliopsida; Proteales; Proteaceae
Product: ankyrin repeat-containing protein BDA1-like
Exons: 2
Coding region: 1-522 (173 amino acids)
Cellular component (GO): plasma membrane
Molecular function (GO): protein phosphatase 1 binding; protein phosphatase regulator activity
Source: RefSeq, a predicted model, not a curated record
AUGAAGAACGAAUCCUAUUUCCAUCAAUAUGAAGCUGCUGCCAGGCGAUAUUUUGAUAUUGUGGAGGAAAUUACAAACAAGAAAAUACAAUACAUCAAAGGGGCAGACGAAUAUGGAAAAACUUCUCUCCACUAUGCAGCAGAAUUUGGGGAAGAGUGGAUAGUAGAGAGGUUGAUAAAGAAAUUUCCUUCCAGUGCAUAUACGUUGGACAUAAAUGGUCACUCUCCACUUCACAUUGCAGUUUGGAAAUUCAACCUUAAAGCAGUGAAAGAGCUGAUUAAACAUUGCCCAGAUAGUAUGGAGCAGGUAAGCCAGAAAGGAGAGUCCAUUCUUCAUUUUGCAGUGAAGAGUGAAAGGUUGAGAAUGGUGAUCUAUGUUGUGGAUAUAUUGGGUCCUGAAGGAUUGCUAAACCAACCAGAUAUGUAUGGAAAUACAGCUUUCCAUGUUUCUGCUAAUCUCACUUCUACCAGGAAAUUUUUUUUAUUUGGCAUUCGAUGCAAGGCAAGAUCCAUGGGCACUUAACAAUGAACAGCAGAUAGCUUUUGAUAUUCAAGACCAGCAACCUCGAAACUCAGUAUUU